Loa loa (African eye worm) is the source of this 942-nucleotide messenger RNA. RefSeq lists its product as hypothetical. The transcript has 6 exons. Gene Ontology annotation, biological process: endoplasmic reticulum to Golgi vesicle-mediated transport. Gene Ontology annotation, cellular component: TRAPP complex. NCBI's taxonomy places the organism in Eukaryota, Metazoa, Nematoda, Chromadorea, Rhabditida, Onchocercidae. The coding region runs from base 149 to 568 and encodes 139 amino acids. The record is from RefSeq and is a predicted model, not a curated record.
UAGAAGAAUGAGCGGAGUGGGAAGUAGUGCAAUCACCAUUUUUUUUCCGCUAGUUUUUUUUUCGCUUAUCUCGAUCAUAUAAAAGGUAGUUUUACUCAUAUUUCAGAUAACUAAACAAUGGGGAAAUUUCCACAUUCUAUGGAAUAAAAUGACCAUAUUCAAUUUCUAUUUGUUUAAUCGGGAUGGCGCAUGCGUACUGUAUAAGGAGUGGAAACGGGAAAAGAAAGCAGUAAUGUCAAUGGAACAGGAGUUGAAACUGAUGUAUGGGAUGCUGUUAUCAUUACGCUCAUUUGCUUUGAAACUUUCGACAGCUGCUGGAAUUCAACAAGUGAAUAGUUUUGAAACUAGCCAAUAUAAAUUAAAUUAUCUAGAAACACCUACUGGAUUGAAAAUGGUUCUUAAUACGGAUCCGAAUGCAGCCGGUAUUCCAGAACUUAUGCGUAGCAUUUACCAGGCAUAUGUUGAUGGAGUGAUAAAAAAUGUGUUAAUUGAAAGCAAUGUGCAAUCCAGCAAUGAAAUUUUCAAUAGCCGACUUGAACAACUAAUUCAAAAGCAUCCGGCAUUUUGAUUAUAUUCAACAUCAUUUCUAUUUAGAGAAGCAGCAUGAAUGGUUGUGAUAUAUUGUACUAUAAUGUAUUACAACCAAUUCUGCGAAAUUCUCUUGGCCUGCGAUCAAAAGCCCAUGCAAAAUAGAUUUCCUUUGUGUUGAAAAUAUUGGAAUAUAUCUUGAAAUGCAUGUUAAAGUAUUGGAAACCAUACGUAUUAUGAUUGAAAUGUUGUGUAUCUGUAUUAUUAGUUAUUGUUUCAUAGUUUUCUUCAUUGUAUUCUUGUAAGUAUGAAUUCAGACAUAACGAUGUGCUCACAACAAGUUUUGUGCUAUUUUAUUUUUUUACUUCAAUUAUACAAAGGUACAAACAUUGAUUCAUUGGUCAAGUUAUACAC